AUGGAUUCCAACGGAGAUCUUUAUAUCUCGGACUCAGAUAAACAUGAAGUCAAAAGAUGGAAAAUAGGAGAUAAAUCUGGAACUAUAAUUGCUGGAGGAAAUGGACAAGGAGAUCAACUCAAUCAUCCGACGCAUAUCGUUGUUGAUGAUGAUUACUCAAUUUAUGUAUCAGAUAAUGAAAAUCAUCGAGUUACCAAAUGGAUUAAAGAUGCUAAAGUAGGAAUUGUUGUUGCUGGUGGAAACGGUCAAGGAAAUAAAUUGAAACAAUUAUGUUAUCCGAUGGGUAUUGUCUUGGAUCAAUUGAAAAAUCUCUUUCUAGCUGAUUCACAGAAUAAUCGAAUUGUAUAUUGGCCUCCAGGAUCGAAAGAAGGUUUUACUGUCGUUGGUGGCAAUGGAAAAGGGCAAAAAGCAAAUCAAUUUAACUCUCCUAAUGGUUUAUCAUUUUAUCAACAAGAAAAUCUUUAUGUCGUAGAAUCGAACAAUGCUCGAAUACAAAAAUUCGAGAGAGACUUUAAUUAA
This is a messenger RNA of Rotaria socialis, 519 nucleotides long. The record is from the annotation of a GenBank genome assembly. NCBI's taxonomy places the organism in Eukaryota, Metazoa, Rotifera, Eurotatoria, Philodinida, Philodinidae.